Aspergillus saccharolyticus JOP 1030-1 is the source of this 615-nucleotide messenger RNA. Its product is annotated as bifunctional phosphatidyl-N-methylethanolamine N-methyltransferase/phosphatidyl-N-dimethylethanolamine N-methyltransferase. The transcript has 5 exons. The record is from RefSeq and is a predicted model, not a curated record. Gene Ontology annotation, molecular function: S-adenosylmethionine-dependent methyltransferase activity. Gene Ontology annotation, biological process: phosphatidylcholine biosynthetic process. The coding region runs from base 1 to 615 and encodes 204 amino acids. NCBI's taxonomy places the organism in Eukaryota, Fungi, Ascomycota, Eurotiomycetes, Eurotiales, Aspergillaceae.
AUGGCUUCCCUCGAUAACUUCGUCGACUUGUCCCAACCAUCUCUACAAUGGGCUGCCUUGUCCAUUGCCUUCAACCCAAUUUUCUGGAACAUUGUCGCACGUGCUGAAUACCGCAGUCACUUCCUGACCCGUAUUUUCGGUGGUAACCCUUACUACGGCUGCUAUUUCCUCGCCGUCACCAUUUUCAGCAUUGGUAUCCUACGCGACCACAUCUACCAGACAGCCCUGGCAGAUCAGCCCUACUAUGCCCCAGUGCACCAACCCGUCCUCGGCGGGCUACUCUUCUCCGUUGGCUCAAUCCUCGUUCUAUCCAGCAUGUGGGCUCUUGGUGUGACCGGCACCUACCUGGGAGACUACUUCGGCAUUCUCAUGGACGCCCCCGUCACGGGUUUCCCUUUCAACGUUACCGGCUCGCCAAUGUAUUGGGGCAGCACCCUCAACUUCCUGGGUGUGGCCCUGUACAGAGGUAAAGUCGCGGGGCUCUUCCUGACAGCCGAAGUCUUCAUUCUCUAUUGGUUCGCUCUCCAAUGGGAGGAUCCCUUCACUGCCGAAAUCUACGCCAAGCGCGAGCGCGAGCGUGCCAAGGGCAAGCAAGGUGGCAAGAAGAACCUGUAA